UAACAUUAACACAGAUUUAUAAAUACUGUAACAAAUAUAUAUUUUCAUUGUUAGUUAAUCCAUUACUAAUGUUAGUUGCACUUUCCAUUUUGUUGAAAUACUUUCAGACCUGGUAUACAAAAGUUGUAUACAGUUGUGUUUAUACAAUAAUAUAAGACAUGAUACCCUGAAAUCCAAGGCAAAUGUAAUUUUGACUCCACAGUGGCAAAUACAGUGAUUGGGAAAACUUCUUAUUUGCAGAGUUCUUCACUGCGAAACAUGACUGGUUACGUUGAAAGGCAAGUGUGCACAGGCAGAAGAUCAAAGGCUGAGGGGGUUUGGGCUGAGAGGUUCGACAGUUGUAGGAUGGGGGUGACAGACUACAGCCUGGUCUCCCGCCUUCCUGAAAACAAAGUUUACAUUCUUGCAAAGGGAUGAUAUGGAGCCUGGCCAAAUCUUACACUUGAUAAAUACAUCAAUAUCCUUCCAAAGCGAUGAUGAUGAUGAUGAUGAUGAUGUCUGGAUGGGGGAGGUUGACGAAACGCAGGGGCGUGACACGCACGCCUCGUUCUGAAGCUGCGCUCGCUCGCUCGCCUACGGGAGAAUGGGAGAGAGAGACACACAGAAGGGGAGGGAGGAGGAACUUGAAGGAAAAAAGUUAAAAUAAAAAUGGCUUCCUUGUCUUUGGAGUCCUCAGAACAAACUGAAAACGGCUCAAAGGAGUCCACGCAAGACGAAGCUAAAGUGAAAGAGGAGACGGAUCCAGAUCCGGAUCCGGACGAAGUUUCGGAACAACUGCUCCAAAGCUUCCAGAACUCGGCGCUCAGUUUUUCCACCGAUCAAGUCGCGUGUCUGUGCGAAGCGCUCCUGCAAGCGGGCAAUGUGGAUCGCCUGUGGAGAUUCCUCUCCACCAUCCCUCCUUCGGCAGAUCUGCUACGUGGCAACGAGACCCUGCUGAAGGCCCAGGCUCUGGUCGCUUUUCACCGGGAGGAAUUCAAAGAAUUGUACGCCAUCCUGGACAGUCACGACUUCCACCCGAGUAACCAUGGGUUCCUUCAAGACCUCUACUUGAAGGCGCGCUACAAGGAGGCUGAGAGGUCCCGGGGUCGCAGUCUGGGCGCCGUGGACAAAUAUCGCCUGCGCAAAAAGUUUCCUUUGCCCAAAACCAUUUGGGACGGAGAGGAGACGGUGUACUGCUUCAAGGAGAAGUCGCGCAACGCUCUGAAGGAAUGCUACAAGAUCAACAGGUAUCCCACUCCGGUCGAGAAGAAGAAUUUAGCCAAAGUGACCGGACUUUCUUUGACUCAAGUGAGCAACUGGUUCAAGAAUCGCCGACAGAGGGACCGGACCCCGUCCGGCACCAACAGCAAAAGUGAAUCUGAUGGGAACCAUAGCACAGAAGAUGAAGCCAGCAAAGGAGAUCUGGAGGAUAUUACUGACAAACCUGCUUCUCUAGAGACAGGCAGCUCCAAUGCUUCUCUCAUAUCCCUCACUAGUGCUCCUUGCAGUACUGGUCAGCUUAUUCUCAACAGCACCGGGGGAUUCCUCACAAGCUCUCAUCCACUGCUGCUCAAUGGGAGCCCUAUACUCUCAGGGGCAGGAACUGGAGUCAUCAUUAAUGGGUUGACACUGAGCGAUGGCCACACAGUCACUCUGAGUCCUGUUACAGCUAAUGCACCAUUGCUACUUAAUGGGGCUCAAGUAGUCUCCAAAGAUGAAAGAGGCAUCAUUGAUAUGGAGGCCCAAGGCAGCCUGCCCACUGUGGUUCUGAAUCCACAAGCCAAUCUAAACAGCACAAUACCCCUUUCUCUUAGCGAGGACGCCAAAACAGCCAGCAGCAAUGUUUCCCCGCUGGAUUUCAUCAGUUUUCCAGAAGCCUUGAAGAAUCCAGAUAUUAAUCAGUCAGGGCCUACAAACUCUAUGUCCUCGUCCACCAUCUCUACUUCUGUCAUCUCUUCCACGUCUCUUCCUUCGGUGAUACUGGCCCCAAAUCGUAUUUCUGCAUCAACAACUGGCUGUGUGAGUUCAGUAAUCUCCAGUCCUAUGGUGCCAAUACAGCCAACACAUCCACCGGAAAUUGUUGUAUUAGGAAAGGGUGACCCUCACUCACCAACUUGCAGCUCUAUCUCCAGCCCUCAGGUGCUGUCCUUACCCCAGGUGGUACCAUCGAUACAGGGCGUUCCAGUUUCUCAACUGAUGCAGCCUACAUCUGGGGCCACGGUGUCAUCUAGCCCCCAGCUUGUUCCAGUCUCCCCGGUCAAUCCACAAUUACCCCAAGUCCCCAUUUCUCAGUUUCAGACCCAGACCUUGCACAUUGGUCCAAGAUUUGCUCAAGCUCAGCAUCAAAAUGGAUCCACCACACUAAUCACCAGUAGUGCUUUAUCACUCCCCCAGAUGGCUGAUGGACAUGUUACACAAGUGCUUACACCUCAGCUAGGAGAUGACCCUACUUCAGCCACCCUUCAACAGAUACAGACCUCAAUGGGGACGCAAGUCAUUCCCAUCUCCUCCCCGACUCAAGUCGUUCCCAUAUCCCAACCCAAAGACUUAGGCCAACCUCAGCUGGUCCCCCUGUCACUGCCUCAACUUAUGCCUGUGACAUCUAUUGCGGGAACUCCAACUGGAACCCUUUCCUUCCCUCAGGUGGUCCCAGCAACACCAUCCCUUUCCAUCCCAUCCCCAGGAGGUGCUUUCCAGAUUUUGACAUCUGGAGCUGGAACAGGAUUGAGUGUUGCCCAGGGACCGAUACGCCUUAGCCCGAUAGGGCCUCCUCAGAGUGUCCCUACUGGAACCAUCCCGGGUGUUCAGCUUCUCAACUCUGGGGUGAUUCAGCUUCCGUCUGCCCCUCCAGGGAAUUUCCUCUUAGCAGGUGGCAUCGGGGGCAGUCCAAUCCUAAGUGUUCAAAACGGCAAACUCAUCCUUACUAUCCCAGCUGGCAUCCAGUUUGCCAGCAUGCCUGUCAAGUCCGUCCCAGACAUUGUUUCAAGCAACAGCACCUUUGAUCCUCAAACCUCAGCUGUACAUCCACUCGAGAGUCAACCAGCACCUUUACUCACGGCUCAAACUUUAAAUUCACUACAACCAUCUCCUUUGGGAUUUGUUGCGCCCUCUACACUUUACUGCAGCCCUGAGCCAGGGACCAUUGCCAACCCAACCCCAGGAGCCUCUCCGAACACCCCAGACUCAUCCAGCACUCCCACUCCUACAGGCAUCCUACAAUCCCAGCAGACCCUUAGCCCUGAGAGCAUGCUGCCACUCAGUCCAAUCUGUAGCGGUGUGGCAUCUGGGCCCAACCUUUCCCAGCCAGUCUGGAGCCCUGUCCCACUGUCUUCCUCUGCUGGUCUGACAUUAUUUGACAUACGUGGGAAAGGGGAUCUUCCAGAGGACCCCGCUUUGUUGGGCCUGCCAGGAGGAGAGUCCCUCCUGUUGGGCACUCCUCCCGGUGAGGACAUAGAGAGAGAUUCUCAGCUGGAUGAAGUGGAGGACAUGGACGGGGACUCGAAAAUUCUUACUCAACUGCAGUCUGUUCCUGUGGAUGAUGACCUGGGCUUGUAAUUACCAAUUCUACUGACAGCCUGCUAGAUGCAGUUCGUGUUAAAUCUCAGCCUUGAUAGAGUUGCAUUCAACCAUGUCCCUGAAGCGAGAGGAACUAUGAUUUACGAGUAGUGGAAGUAUUCAAUCUAAUAACUAAGAAAAGAACCUCUCUCAUAUAUCUUGAAUUCAUUUGUGAAAACAAUGUAUUAAGCAAGGGCAUGACUAGAGAUUUUAAUUUCAGUAGAGGUAAAGGCACUGCCAUUUGUCAGAGAUGACAUUUGUAUAACCAAUAUUCACCUCUAGAAAUUUAAGUUUGAGUUAGCCCUGAUUUUGAUGAAACAGAGCUUGUGGCUUGAUACAAGGGCUACCAUGGCUGGUUAAAAGGCACUAAUGUGUACAAGGCAAUCAAGAUUGUUUUAUCUGGGAGUGAAGAGCAUGCGGGAAUACCUUCUAUUGUGCCUUACAUUUUUGUUACUUCUCAUUUUUAUAGAUAAAAUGACUCUGAACAGAACUUUUAUCAUUUAAGCCUAAAAGUCAUAUUCAGUUUUCCUCCUAAAGACUAUGUAAUGGAGGUAAAUACAUCUUUAUGGCUAUCCUGGAGUGAAAUGGGUCUGAACAUGAGCUAGGCAUUGGGAGCUUUUACCACAAACCCCUGUACAGGUGGCUCAUAAAGAUCCAUAGAUGCACCGGCAGCACCCUGCACUGGGAGAAGGAAAUCCGAUAUAAUGGUUCAAUAACGCACAGCACUGGGUGGAACACACUAACCUUUAAAUGUGCCUGCCACAACUGCAUUGGAUAAACUACAUUCAACAGCUUGGUUCAGGUGCUGUUUUAAUUCCUUUUCUUUACCUUGGUGAAUGGAUGGUGCAUGUAUCAGAUUUGUGGAUGGCAAAAUGCGUGUGAUGGUCCUCAAUCACACAGAACAUGAAAUACAGGGGGAGGAGUUGGAUCCAGAUCCAACUCUUCCUAAUUUACAUAUACUAAU
Pimephales promelas (fathead minnow) is the source of this 4498-nucleotide messenger RNA. RefSeq names its product SIX homeobox 5 (gene six5). The record is from RefSeq and is a predicted model, not a curated record. NCBI's taxonomy places the organism in Eukaryota, Metazoa, Chordata, Actinopteri, Cypriniformes, Leuciscidae. Gene Ontology annotation, molecular function: RNA polymerase II cis-regulatory region sequence-specific DNA binding; DNA-binding transcription factor activity, RNA polymerase II-specific. Gene Ontology annotation, cellular component: transcription regulator complex; nucleus. Gene Ontology annotation, biological process: regulation of transcription by RNA polymerase II.